Funneliformis geosporum is the source of this 1101-nucleotide messenger RNA. Lineage: Eukaryota; Fungi; Glomeromycota; Glomeromycetes; Glomerales; Glomeraceae. The record is from the annotation of a GenBank genome assembly.
AUGGACAAGAUCUAUGAUAACGAAUUUUAUCGACAAUUUCAGAUAUCAAAAAAUCGUGAUCCCGUAUGGGACAGCAGGGAUUAUAGUGACCCCGCCAGGACUUCACCAAAUCUUAGUAAUCACGGUAUGGGACGCAGUUUGUAUCCUGUGAGGAUACUAUGUCAAACGGAGAAAGAUGUCACGGGCUUAUCUUCACCAAAUGCAGAGACUCAUGAACAAAAAAAUCAUGAUGAUGGAAACGGACAAGAAGAGUCGCCCAACGACAACAAAUAUCACGUAUUCUCCUCGAAGAAAGACGGUCACGAAAAAAUCACGAAAAACAAGCAAGGAAAGGCGAAAAGAAAAAAAAAGGCAAUCCCAGUCAAGAAGGACCGUGAAUCAUUACAUGUAUUGGACUUCGGUCCACAGCGGAAAACAAACAUUGACAGAAAAAAUGAUAUACGACAACCACUGGGAGAUAACGAACUCGAGAGUAGAAAAAAUACCAUCGUUGCGUUGGUGUCAUUUGAAUGUUGCCCUAACAAAAGAAGAAUCCAAGAAUUUGAACCAUCAUUGGGGGAACUGUUCCGAGUCGGUUCCUUGGUGGUUACUUCAGGUACUACAUGGACAACAGAGGAACCGACGACACCGUGUCAUCAUGUAUUCCCGAACCAUUUCCUUACGCAAAAAAUUGAAUGUAAUACUCCCAUGUAUAAUGUGUCAGAAGGUAAUGGACCAUAUGAAUCAUCAAAUGCACGUAAUAAUUCGUUCAUGUUAGUCGAAAAGAUCAAGAAUGAAUAUGACCGUAAUCGUAUUGCAACUUCUGUUUAUCAUAAUAUUUUGAGUGAAAGUAAAGAAUCUGAUAUUACUGAUCUAACUGAUGAUAUGGAGAGUAUUCAAGAGUUUGGCUUUAAUCACAUCAUCAUUGUCGGGGAACGUGACUACGGAAUGCUUUUUCUUGACUGUUACGGUCGCAUAUUUGAUUGGGACCAUAUUAAUUUUUUAUUAUGGCCACUCGGAAAUUAUUUAGAGCAUAAACUGCAUGAACAUAAGAAUAUGGCAUGGAGUGCAGGGCUCAAUGGGACUAUUACUGAAUUUGAAGUUGGUACGUAUGUAAUGUAA